This is a messenger RNA of Cheilinus undulatus (humphead wrasse), 1451 nucleotides long. RefSeq names its product PCI domain containing 2 (gene pcid2). The transcript is spliced from 15 exons. Gene Ontology annotation, molecular function: double-stranded DNA binding; RNA binding. Lineage: Eukaryota; Metazoa; Chordata; Actinopteri; Labriformes; Labridae. Gene Ontology annotation, biological process: post-transcriptional tethering of RNA polymerase II gene DNA at nuclear periphery; poly(A)+ mRNA export from nucleus; transcription elongation by RNA polymerase II. The record is from RefSeq and is a predicted model, not a curated record. Gene Ontology annotation, cellular component: transcription export complex 2. The coding region runs from base 146 to 1345 and encodes 399 amino acids.
CCCGGAAGUUGUGAAGAAGUAGCGGUGUGCGGGUUAGCAUGUUAGCGACAGAGUAAGGAUGUCCUGUUUUCACCCUCAAUAAACAGAAAGAGGACAAUUUUUCUGGAUUACAGCGACACUUAAAGUUUCAGGUCCAGUGGCAGUCAUGGCUCACAUCACCAUCAACCAGUACUUGCAGCAGGUUUAUGAGGCCAUCGAUAACCACGAGGGUUCCUUCUGUGCUGAGCUGCUCUCCUUCAAACACCCACACGUUGCCAACCCCAGGCUCCAGCUAGCCAGUCCGGAAGAAAAAUGUCAGCAGCUCCUGGAGCCGCCGUACGACGAGAUGGUCGCCGCUCAUCUCAGAUGUACCUACGCAGUGGCCAAUCACGACUUUGUUGAAGCUUACAAGUUCCAGACGCUCGUUGUUCAAUCCUUCCUGAGAGCCUUUCAGUCCCACAAAGAGGAGAACUGGGCUCUGCCGGUGAUGUACGCCGUCACUCUGGAUCUCAGGAUAUUUGCCAACAAUGCAGAGCAGCAGCUGCAGAAGAAGAGUAAAGGUCAGCCGGGGGAGAUGUUGGAGAAAGCAGCUGAGCAGUUGAUGAGCUGCUUUAGAGUGUGUGCCAGCGACAAUCGUGCGGGGAUUGAGGACUCCAAAAAGUGGGGGAUGAUGUUUCUGAGCAACCAGCUCUUCAAGAUCUACUUUAAGAUCAAUAAGCUGCAUCUGUGUAAGCCUCUGAUCCGAGCCAUCGACAGCUCCAACCUGAAGAACGACUACAGCCCGGCUCAGAAAGUCACCUACAAAUACUACGUUGGCCGCAAAGCCAUGUUCGACAGCGACUUCAAACCAGCGGAGGAGUUUCUGUCAUACGCUUUUGACCACUGUCACCGCUCCAGUCAGAAGAACAAGAGGAUGAUUCUCAUCUACCUGCUGCCUGUCAAGAUGCUGCUGGGUCACAUGCCGACUCAUCAGCUGCUCAGGAAGUAUGACCUCAUGCAGUUUGCAGACGUCACCAAAGCUGUGAGCGAGGGGAACCUGCUGCUGCUGAAUGAAGCUCUGUCCAAACACGAGACCUUCUUCAUCCGCUGUGGGAUCUUCCUAAUCCUGGAGAAGCUCAAGAUCAUCACCUACAGGAACCUCUUCAAGAAAGUGUACCUGCUGCUGCGGACUCACCAGCUGCCUCUGGAUGCCUUCCUUGUGUCUCUGAGGAUGAUGAAGGUGGAGGAUGUGGACAUUGACGAGGUGCAGUGCAUCCUGGCCAACCUCAUAUACAUGGGUCACAUUAAAGGUUACAUCUCCCAUCAGCACCAGAAGCUUGUGGUCAGUAAACAGAACCCAUUCCCUCCUCUCUCCUCUAUCUCCUAGACUACAUUACCCACAAUCCCCUCAGGCUGUGAUGCUCCACAGGAAACUUUCCACCUUUACUGUUUUUUUUUUUAUUUUGUACUGUAAAUUUUUUGUUGAAUUAAAC